Messenger RNA from Tetranychus urticae (two-spotted spider mite), 1167 nucleotides. Its product is annotated as THUMP domain-containing protein 1. Gene Ontology annotation, molecular function: RNA binding. Lineage: Eukaryota; Metazoa; Arthropoda; Arachnida; Trombidiformes; Tetranychidae. Gene Ontology annotation, biological process: tRNA modification. The record is from RefSeq and is a predicted model, not a curated record.
AAUCUGUAAAACUGUUCAGUCAUUUGUAUGGCAUGCUUAAUACACUCAAAUAAACAUCUCGUUCUCUUGUAUAUUUAUUUUAAAUUUUGUGAUUUUAAUAUGUCUGGUGCAUCCAAAUCUGAUACCCAUGGUGGUAAAGGUCAAAAACGUAAAAAAAAUUAUUACAAAUCAUUUACAAAUAAACGGACAAAGUUUACUCCAUUCAAGGAAGGUGUCAAAGGUUUUUUAGUUAGCUGCAAUAAAAGUGAGAAUCAUGCUGUGAGAGAAGCAUACCAACUUUUGAAUAAGUAUACUGAAGAAUUGGAGGAUCUGGAAUUAGCGGCCAAAAACAGCGGAUCCAAUGAAGAUGUUUCGAUUAAGAAAGAAACGGGUGAAAAUAAAGCAGUCAAGGUUGAGGACAUCGAGCUGGAUAAGGAGCUUGCAAAGGAAGUUGAUAAAUUGAAAGAAGUCCGAAGACGCUUCAACCAACUCACUACUAAAACUCAUAAUGUCAUCUUUAUAGAAGCAAAGGAAAAUUCAUUAGAUCCAAAUGCCAUUGUUAGCCGCAUGUUUGAUGAUAUAAAAAACAAUUCGACUACAAAUGUAAAAUUUUGUCUAAAGAUGCUUCCAGUUAUUACUACAUGCAGUGCUCAUAUUGAAACAAUCAAGAAAACAUGCAUGAAUUUGCUGGAAAACCAACCAGAGGAAGCAAGUUAUUAUAUUAUACCAAAAGUACGCGCCCAUGACGGUAUUACCCGAGAGGAAAUUAUACAGGCUAUUGGGGAUGCAGUUGCUGAGAAGAGGGAAAAAUGGACUCCUGACUUUGAUAAUGCUAAAUUGACCAUUGUGGUUAAUAUAGUAAAUAAGUUUUGUUGUUUUUCCAUUCUUUCAAAUUUUAACCAGCUUAAGAAGUACAAUCCUGUUGAGUACACUUUAGCCCGAGGCAGCUCAACCCAAGCUUCUGAGGAUAUCAAAAAUGAGAAUAAAGAUGAAUCAGGAGAGGCAGAAAAAUCACCCUCUAUAGGAACUGGAACUGGAACUGGAAAGAUCCAAGAUAAAAAGAAAUAAGUGUUCGUAAUAAAUUUCAUGUUUCAAAAUUUUACUUCAUUUCUUAAAUUCUUCAACUACACAAGGUUUCGCGCCAUUUCGUCUUUUAUUAAAGUCUAAUGCAAAUUUCGUUUCAGCAAA